CAGGUUAUUCAAUAUUUAUGUAUUUUUAUGUUGUAUUGUAUGUAAGUUUAAAUAUUGUUGUGCAAAAGUUUAUAGUACCAAAGACUGAAAUUUACUCGGAAGCGACCAUCAGUGGUGUUUUUAUAUUGUGAACAAUUUCAUUUGGAAAAAUGUUAUCACGAUUUUCUACUUUACGAUCCUUAUUUAAAGUGGAAAAUGUAUUAUUACUCAGGAGAUACAGUUCCCAAAAUACUAUUAAUUUGUCGGAUCCAGCAGUCCAGACAUUUCUUAAAAAUUUAAUGGUUGAACAUGACAAUUUACAUACAAAAUCACGACGAACCCUGGAAGAGGCGAAACGUCUUCAAGAAAUCAAACCAAUAGUGACUGUUCUUGAUCAAAGGAUUACGUUAUUUGACAGCAUCGAAUCGCUAAAGGAACUAAACAAACGAGAUGGUCAAGAUGAAGAAAUGCAGAAAUUGAUUAAAGAAGAGGCUCAAUUGUAUUUGAAGCAUAUCAAAGAAAUAGACAAUGAGUUGCAAUCGAUACUGCUCGAGCCUUAUUUUACAGAAGGUGGUGUGAUGGUGGAAGUUGUAGCUGGUGCCGGUGGACAAGAAGCCAUGUUGUUUGCUAGAGAAUUAUUGUCUUUAUAUGAAUCAUAUGCCAAUUACAAAGAUUGGGAGGUUGAUAUAGCAUCUUUAGAUGUGUCUGAUAUUGGUGGUAUAAGAAAGGGGUCAUUGCUAAUCAAUGGUCUAGGAGCUCCUGAGUUAAUGAGAAUGGAGGCUGGAGUUCAUCGUGUCCAAAGAAUUCCAGUAACUGAAAAAGGAGGUCGCAUACAUACAAGUACUGUGUCAGUCGCUGUCCUCCCGCAGCCAACUGAGGUAGAAUUGAAUAUCCCUGAUCGUGACUUGUCAAUAGAAACGAAAAGAGCGAGUGGUGCGGGUGGCCAGCAUGUGAACACUACAGACAGUGCUGUAAGAAUCCUUCAUGUACCAACAGGAACAGUUGUUGAAUGCCAAGAGGGAAGAUCUCAAAUUAAAAACAAACAGAUAGCUAUGCAGAAAUUAAGGACAUUGUUACUUCAAAAGCAACUAGAAGAGCAGUCUAGUAAAAUUAAUUCUGAAAGGAAAUCACAGGUUGGUUCAAUGAAUAGAAAUGAGAAAAUAAGAACAUACAAUUAUCCACAAGACCGUAUCACAGAGCACAGAGAUGGUGGAGGAAGUUUGCACAAUCUGAAAGGUUUUAUGGAAGGUGGGGAACCGUUGGAACAAUUACAAACAUCCCUACUCAGACAUCAAAGGUACCAAAUUGUUAUGGCCGAAAUUAAUGAUUUUAAUCAAUACAAAAAAGAGACAGAAAACUAAUAAAAUAACUAUGUAAUUUAUUGAUCAAU
Molecule: messenger RNA, 1369 nt
Organism: Papilio polytes (common Mormon)
Lineage: Eukaryota; Metazoa; Arthropoda; Insecta; Lepidoptera; Papilionidae
Gene: mRF1
Product: peptide chain release factor 1-like, mitochondrial
Exons: 2
Coding region: 150-1340 (396 amino acids)
Biological process (GO): translational termination
Molecular function (GO): translation release factor activity
Source: RefSeq, a predicted model, not a curated record